Mesoplodon densirostris (Blainville's beaked whale) is the source of this 1404-nucleotide messenger RNA. RefSeq names its product calpain small subunit 1 (gene CAPNS1). Lineage: Eukaryota; Metazoa; Chordata; Mammalia; Artiodactyla; Ziphiidae. Bases 127 to 930 code for a protein of 267 amino acids. The transcript has 11 exons. Gene Ontology annotation, molecular function: calcium ion binding. The record is from RefSeq and is a predicted model, not a curated record.
AUCCGGCCUCUUCCGCCUGAGUCACCUGCCCCUCCCUGCGGAGCCGGACGCAGCAGGAGGCCCCAGAGCAGCACAGACUAGCGGACCGGCCGACGCGCGAGAGAGGCGGAAUCUUGAGUCACAGCCAUGUUCCUGGUUAACUCGUUCUUGAAGGGUGGAGGAGGCGGCGGGGGAGGCGGGGGCCUGGGCGGGGGCCUAGGGAAUAUGCUCGGAGGCCUGAUCAGCGGGGCCGGAGGCGGCGGCGGAGGCGGCGCCGGCGGAGGCGGAGGCGGCGGCGGUGGUGGUGGCGGAACUGCCAUGCGCAUCCUGGGCGGGGUCAUUAGCGCCAUUAGUGAGGCGGCUGCGCAGUACAACCCAGAGCCCCCGCCCCCUCGCACCCAUUACUCCAACAUCGAGGCCAAUGAGAGUGAGGAGGUCCGGCAGUUCCGGAGGCUCUUUGCCCAGCUGGCUGGAGAGGACAUGGAGGUCAGUGCCACAGAACUCAUGAACAUUCUCAACAAAAUCGUGACCCGACAUCCUGAUCUGAAGACGGAUGGUUUUGGCAUUGACACAUGUCGCAGUAUGGUGGCUGUUAUGGAUAGUGACACGACCGGCAAGCUGGGCUUCGAGGAAUUCAAGUACUUGUGGAACAACAUCAAAAAGUGGCAGGCCAUAUACAAAAGGUUUGACCUUGACUGUUCAGGGACCAUUGGCAGCAGUGAACUCCCGGGGGCCUUUGAGGCAGCAGGAUUCCGCCUGAAUGAGCAUCUCUACAACAUGAUCAUCCGACGCUACUCAGAUGAGGAAGGGAACAUGGAUUUUGACAACUUCAUCAGCUGCCUGGUCAGACUGGAUGCCAUGUUCCGUGCCUUCAAAUCUCUUGACAAAGAUGGCACUGGACAAAUCCAGGUGAACAUCCAGGAGUGGCUACAGCUGACCAUGUAUUCCUGAACGGGAGUCCCAGACCUGCCCCCUCAUCGCCUCGCUGUAGGAGUCACCUUGGACUCUUCAGUCUCCCCCAGGGUUGAUCCUGUUUGCAGUCACAUCUUCAUGGUUCCUGCUGACCCACAGGCCUUUCUGUUCUCCCAGCCCUUGGCACCGGAUUCUCAGUCAACAACCAGGGCCCAACAUGCUUCAACACACCCUGCCCCGGCACACCCAUCUCACAUCUACUCCAUAACCCCUCUCUUGCUUCUGUGCCAAGCCCAAUGUUUGUGUUGCUUGCACACCCCAAGGGCCCUUCUCUCAGUUCUGGGAGGAUCACUCCAGUCCCUACACACCCUGGCACACCCAUUCAGUUACCACCCAGGCAGCUGAACUCCAGGCCAUAACAGGCCACAUGCCCCAGUGCCUUUGUCUGUAUUCUGCUCCCAGCCUGCCAGGCCCAGGCGGAAAUAAAUGCACCCUAGUUGCUGCUCUCUCUGA